CCUGUGAGGAGCGGGACGUGAGCCUGCCACAGAGCGAGCACAAGGAGCCCUGGUUCAUGCGGCUCAACCUGGGCGAGGAGGUGCCCGUCAUCAUCCACGGCGACAACAUCAUCAGCGACUAUGACCAGAUCAUCGACUACGUGGAGCGCACCUUCACCGGAGAGCACGUGCUGGCCCUGAUGCCCGAGGCGGGGAGCCCACAGCACGCACGGGUGCUGCAGUACCGCGAGCUGCUGGACGCGCUGCCCAUGGACGCCUACACACACGGCUGCAUCCUGCACCCCGAGCUCACCACCGACUCCAUGAUCCCCAAGUACGCCACGGCCGAGAUCCGCAGACAUUUAGCCAGCGCCACCACGGACCUCACGAAACUGGACCAUGAGGAGGAGCCUCCGCUCUCUGAGCCCUACCUUUCUAAACAGAAGAAGCUCAUGGCCAAGAUACUGGAGCAUGACGACGUGAGCUACCUGAAGAAGAUCCUCGGGGAGCUGGCCAUGGUGCUGGACCAGAUCGAGGCUGAGCUGGAGAAGAGGAAACUCGAGAACGAGGGGCAGAAGUGCGAGCUGUGGCUCUGCGGCUGCGCCUUCACCCUCGCCGAUGUCCUCCUCGGAGCCACCCUGCACCGCCUCAAGUUCCUGGGACUGUCCAAGAAAUACUGGGAAGACGGCAGCCGGCCCAACCUGCAGUCCUUCUUUGAGAGGGUCCAGAGACGCUUUGCUUUCCGGAAAGUUCUCGGCGACAUCCACACCACCCUGCUGUCGGCCGUCAUCCCCAACGCGUUCCGGCUGGUCAAGCGGAAGCCCCCCUCGUUCUUCGGGGCGUCCUUCCUCAUGGGCUCCCUGGGUGGGAUGGGCUACUUUGCCUACUGGUACCUCAAGAAAAAAUACAUCUAGAGCCAGGCCGGGCUUGACAUCUGACUGUCGGUGUGUCUGCCGUGUGAUACCCCACGAGCUCUCCGCCACCCAUGUCCCAUGAACACGCGGCAGCCCCUCCCCGCCCCUGUUCUGAGUACUCCCAUCGUCAGUGUGGACACGUGCCAUAGUGUAGAAGUAGACGUUGCCAAUGCCGUGACCGUGACCGUGACCAGAGGCCGCGGCUCUGCUAAGGACCGGAAGGAAGUGAAAGUAGAAACAACCCGAAUGCCUUCCUUUUGCCUCAAGGUCUCGAGACAGAACUGCGGGGGCUGGUUAGGACCUGAGGUGAGUCCCCGGCCAUUUCAUCCAGCGGGGCCCAGAUCCUGAGAGGUGCUGGAGGCUCGGGGGGCCUGACCCCUCGCCUCUGCUUCCCUCUUGCCCAGGGAACUCUUCCACGGGACAAAGCCAACAUCGAGACUUGACUCUUCUAACCAGCACCUCUGAGUGAGGCUGGAGGGCCAGAGAUGCCCCCGGGAGGCCCCUGAAGAUCAGAAGGGGCUUCGUUCUUCUCCUGGACAUGGACUGAGGCAGCCCUGGCUCGGGACAAGGCGGUGGCACCCAAACACCAGGCCAUGGUUGGGACCAACCUGGAGAGCACACCCUCAUCCCCUCCCAAUUUGGCAUUGGAACAGAAAGCCCCAGAGGCAGCCUCUGUCACCCUUGCCUACCUUAGAGCUUUCCCGUAAGGUGGGACAUUCAGUA
Molecule: messenger RNA, 1616 nt
Organism: Lepus europaeus (European hare)
Lineage: Eukaryota; Metazoa; Chordata; Mammalia; Lagomorpha; Leporidae
Gene: GDAP1L1
Product: ganglioside induced differentiation associated protein 1 like 1
Exons: 5
Coding region: 57-893 (278 amino acids)
Source: RefSeq, a predicted model, not a curated record